This is a messenger RNA of Beta vulgaris subsp. vulgaris (sugar beet), 1651 nucleotides long. Its product is annotated as plant intracellular Ras-group-related LRR protein 8. The transcript has 10 exons. Lineage: Eukaryota; Viridiplantae; Streptophyta; Magnoliopsida; Caryophyllales; Amaranthaceae. Bases 141 to 1301 code for a protein of 386 amino acids. Gene Ontology annotation, molecular function: protein binding. The record is from RefSeq and is a predicted model, not a curated record.
UUAACACCAAUAGGUCUGGACACACAAAAAAUUUAAGACAAUAGUGAUAGAGAAUAGAAUUCUCUUCAAGACUCAAGAGGACAAUUUCCAGAUUUAUACUCGAGAACACAAGCAACAAACCACUGAAGAAAGACUUGAAAAUGGAAAACAAAGGAAAUCCCAACAAAGAAGAUGAAGAAAUUGAAAACAAAAAAAGUUCAUCAGAAGAAGAAAAUUUGAAGUUGCAGAUUAAAUUUGGAGGUCAAACAAUUCGUCUUAAUACAUCGAAUCAUAACACAGUUGCUGACCUCAAAUUCUUACUUCUUUCCCACACUAAUGUUCUCCCUCGUGGUCAAAAGCUUAUUUUCAAAGGAAAAGUUUUGAAUGAUUCUGAUACAUUAGGUGCUUGUGAUCUUCAUAAUGGGUCAAAAAUCAUGUUAAUUGCAUCUCAGGGUCUUCAUCAAGGGGAGGGUCCAUUGCAAAAGAAUUCUCCUGCAAUAUAUCAAAAAACUCAGGUGGAAGAGCACAUACAAAUAUAUAGUUAUCGAAGAAGUCUUGUGACUAAAACGAGAGGUGAAAGAUGGAAGGCCACUGGUGUUAUCGGCCUAUCCGAGUCGCGGUUGAAGGCUAUACCUGAUGCAGUAUGGGAAUGGGGAUCUUUUGCUAGAGUGCUUGAUCUCAGCAACAACUGCAUACAUGACAUACCCGCCAAAAUUGGCUGCUUGAAAUAUAUCCAGAAAUUGGUCUUGAAUUCGAAUGGACUCCUGGAUGAUUCAAUAAGCUGGCAAGGCCUAACUGAGAUGAAGGGUUUAACAUAUCUUUCUUUGGAUCAAAAUCAGUUGACUACUUUGCCUUCUUCCUUGGGUGCACUUACUUACCUCGAGCAACUGCAUGUUGCAAGCAACAAAUUAGCAAAUCUCCCGUCAGAAAUUGGUCUUUUGACUCGGCUGGAGAUCUUGAAAGUCAAUAACAACCGUAUAACUGUCAUACCUCCUUCUCUCGGUGACUGCAGCUCUCUGAUUGAGGUUGAUAUGUCCUCAAAUCUUCUCGCAGAGUUACCAGAAACAUUCGGCAAUUUAAAAAUCUUAAAGGCGUUGCAUCUUAAUAACAAUGGACUCAAAUCACUGCCAUCUAAUCUAUUCAAAAAGUGUGUUCAGCUUUCAACUCUUGAUCUCCACGGGACAAUAAUAACAAUUGAUAUUCUUCGUCAGGUUGAGGGAUGGGAAGAUUUUGAUAGACGGAGAUGCUCAAAACUAAAGAAACAACUGGAAUUUCAUGCUGGUGGCUCUGCCGAAUUUGAUGAAGGUGCUGAUAAAAAUUGAUCGUCAACACAAAUACACUACAUACAGAGGGUUUCAGCCUGCAAUACCUUGAUGGAGAUAAUCUUCAGAAGAAAAGCUCCUUUUUUAUAGUCCUCUUCAGGUAUAGCCUAACAAUCAAAAUCUAGAUGAUGCUCUAUUAUGGAGUUGUGGAUCAUGUGCCGCAGUAACACUGAGUUUGAUUGGUAUCACCCAAGAAAUUUUGUGAUUGACUCGGUUUCUCUAUAAGCUCUUUCCUUGUUGGUCAAAUAUUGUUACUGUGAUGCUACCACCUCCAGUAUAGAUUUUUUGUUCAAUGAUGGUUAUGUAUGAUUACAGAAUUAAUCAAUGGUAGUCAUCUUCGACUUCAGUCA